Molecule: messenger RNA, 444 nt
Organism: Haemonchus placei
Lineage: Eukaryota; Metazoa; Nematoda; Chromadorea; Rhabditida; Trichostrongylidae
Source: the annotation of a GenBank genome assembly
UCCCGUUUGAAGACCAAUUUUCAAUUGUGUGAGCUGAUAAAAGUACCUGAUUAUGCUGCUGUCAUGCGUCUCCUUGCUCAGUUUACUGUGGAAAGCCUUCGAAUGAUGGAAUUGUCAGCGAACAGCACCUAUUUUCUGUUGACUUUCUGGCAACGUAUGGUCACUUCGGUCCCAUAUGUUCGCAGCAGUGAGGACCAUUUACUUAACCUAUGUUGUCCUGAGAUAAUGACGGCUUUCGUGGAAAGCCGACUGCAGAAUGUGGAAAGAGUUGUCAGAGAUGGGCACGAUGAUCCAUUGGACGAUCAGGGAGCAACGCUUCAAAUAAUGGAGCAUCUUGCUAUAAUAUGCCGAUGCGAGUAUGAGAAAACGGCUCAGCUUCUCGCUAAUGCUUUUGAUGAAAAUGCGAGAAUUAUGGAGGCUGGACCGGAAGGGGUUUGUUUAUGA